Dendrobium catenatum is the source of this 985-nucleotide messenger RNA. RefSeq lists its product as uncharacterized. NCBI's taxonomy places the organism in Eukaryota, Viridiplantae, Streptophyta, Magnoliopsida, Asparagales, Orchidaceae. The coding region runs from base 242 to 841 and encodes 199 amino acids. The transcript has 2 exons. The record is from RefSeq and is a predicted model, not a curated record.
GCAAAUAGAAAGUUCAUAAAAUACAGCAAAAAAUAGCAUAUCGGCCCCUAAUGAUUUCUCUAAUAUUAGCACAGCCCAUCUCUAUCUUCUUCUCCAUCCUCAUUAAGCCAAUCCAAAGCAUAAAACAAUUAAACAAAACCUGCUUACGCCAUCAAACAAAAACAAAAAUAUCUUCAGUGCAAUUUCUCCCAUCUCAUUAAUAUCCCCUUGACCUUCUUCCCCAAAGCUCGCUCUUCCUUCCAUGGAGGACGAGGAGAAGGUGGAGGAAUGGGAGCUCCUCCCUCCCAACACCUCCUUCCUGGAACUGGGCCUGGAAGACAUCAAAGACCUCUUCUCCAAAGAAAUUGACUACGCGGACUACUUCAUAGAACAACCGGCUCAGCUCCUCAAUCUCAGCCAAUCCGCCAACGGCGACGAGGAACCAUCACAGCAAUCCACAGCAAGUAAACGCCAAAGCUACGAUGAGGAAUUUCAGGAAGAAAUCGAAGUUGAAGAUCUCCAGGCCAAAGAACAGAGCAGUGAUGACGAGGAAAAUGAAGUUUUGGGUGAAAAGCCGCGGCCGAUCGUAGCGGGAAUCGGCGAGAUGUUGUCGAUCGGGGCGGCUGUGGCGGCGGCGAUGCUGUGUGGGUUUUUGCUCGGCAGCGGGCGGCGGAAGGAGCAGCCUCGCCGGGCCGAUACUAUGCGCUUCCACAUAUACAAAGACGACAAGGCGCUGAAGCAGAUGGUGCGACAGGCGAACAGGAUUAAUCAGGUGUUGGUGGCGACGGCGAGUGGGAUGCCGCCGCCGGUGAUGCAGCCGGCGACGAUCUCCUUUGGUGGUUGCUUUGGCGAUAUGCUUUGAUGGUGUUUACCACUGUCUGUAUACACUGUAAAUGGAUGUCUGUGUGCUGUGAUGAAUUAAAAUGUUGGAAUGAUGCUUCGACGUUAUUUAUUUGUAUUUGAAAUAAAGGAAUCUAGCUGUUUAUAUGACCUUUUUAAGUUUUAA